AUGGAACCACCAAUAAAAAAAGCCACAACCUCAAUUUCAUCCGAACGAGAUAAUAUUGAUAAACUUACCAGAGAAAAUAAGACCUUAAAACAAAAAGUUGAUAUACUUGAAAAGGAAAAUAUGUUACUCAAAAAAUCUAUAUACGAUUUGACGGUGAAAUAUACAGCGGCAGCCGCAGCGCAUCAACAAAAGAUUAGUCCAUUUAUGAUUGAUUUUGAAGAGCCAUCACAAGAAUGUGAAAUUAACUUGGGAAAUUCAACAGAAAAUAAUACCCGUGAAAAUAUUCGAGAAGGGAGGACGUUUCAUCAAAAAUCAGAAUUUAAGGGUCAUGGUGGUGGUGUAUCUGCAAUACAAUUUUCUCCAUGUGGGAAGAUGCUUGCUUCUGGUUCCUUUGACAAAACAGUACGAAUAUGGGACGCCAUAUCUCUACAAAAAGAGCAAGCUUGCUUAAAAGGACACACACUCAAUGUUUCAGACGUGUGUUGGUCAAAUGAUUCUAGUGCCGUAUUGUCAGGGGCGUAUGAUCAAACAUGUAAAUUUUGGGACAUUGAGACAAGUAAAUAUACACAUACGUACGAGAGCGAAGGAUUUGUUCAAUGUGUAAUGUUUAACCCACAGGAUAACAAUAUCUUUGUAAGCGGGUCUUCUCGUAAAGUUUUGGCAAUCAUUGACAUUCGGAAACCUGAAAGUGCAUUGAGUUUUAAGGAUGAUGGGAUGAUAAAUUCUCUUUAUAUUUGCCGGAAUGGCCAAAAUAUUAUCACAGGUGAUUCGUUGGGUUAUGUGAAAACUUGGGAUAUUAGAGUUGGUUCUGCAUUUCAGUCAUUUUUAAACGAAGCAACAAAAAAACCCGUUUCUCAUAUUGCUAUAUCAAAGAAGUGUCUUGAUGGCGAAGAACCGCGAUAUAUGGCCACUAAUAGUUAUGAUAAUUUAAUAAGAAUUUAUGAUCGCGGAAUAGAGCCACUUAAAAUCCAACCGCAACUGAUACAUAUAUUAAAAGGAUACAAGAACAAGGGAUGGCCAAUUAGAAGCUCAUUUUUCCUUGGAAAAGAUUAUCAACAUUCUACCGCACAAAGAAUACAAACAAAAGAUAUCUACGAUGUACCGAAACAAAUUGAUUCUGUUGACAAUGUCUUCUAUGAAAGAGAUAAAUCAUUUGAAUCAAGUUUAUUAUUAGCUACGGGUAGUGCGGAUCCAUAUGCGUAUUUAUUUAACGUUGGUGGCCCACAGCAGAUAUUGUAUAGUAGAGUGGGCUAUAUAGUUGCUAGAUAUUGUGAAAGAAAUAAG
Messenger RNA from Dentiscutata erythropus, 1284 nucleotides. The record is from the annotation of a GenBank genome assembly. Lineage: Eukaryota; Fungi; Glomeromycota; Glomeromycetes; Diversisporales; Gigasporaceae.